Dufourea novaeangliae is the source of this 847-nucleotide messenger RNA. It is a transcript of the gene eEF5, whose product is annotated as eukaryotic translation initiation factor 5A. Gene Ontology annotation, molecular function: translation elongation factor activity; RNA binding; ribosome binding. Gene Ontology annotation, biological process: positive regulation of translational termination; positive regulation of translational elongation. The transcript is spliced from 4 exons. The coding region runs from base 324 to 806 and encodes 160 amino acids. The record is from RefSeq and is a predicted model, not a curated record. NCBI's taxonomy places the organism in Eukaryota, Metazoa, Arthropoda, Insecta, Hymenoptera, Halictidae.
CUUCUGGUUAGAGUGUCCAUUUUGAUCACAUGUGAGUAUCUCCAGUCUGUUCUCCUUUUUUCACGGUGAGUCUGACCGAACUGCUUGUGAUUGUUCGAGAAAGUUCAUAAAACGUGUGCUAAAGGAUCAAGAAAAUAAAGGUCCACGUUAUUCGAAGUCAGUUGAUAUCCGUGAUAUCCUCGAACCUUCCCCUGAGAGUCGGCAACUUUGACGACCAACCGCACGCAAUCCUUUUCGCGCCAUCUUCGUCAAGAAAACGGUGACAAAACCGCAGUAAACUCGUCCUCGAAGAUUAACCAGAUUAAAAAAAAAAAAAACUAAGGAUGGCAGACAUAGAGGAUACUCACUUCGAAACCGGGGAUUCCGGUGCGUCUGUAACAUACCCAAUGCAGUGUUCGGCACUGCGUAAAAAUGGGUUCGUAAUGCUCAAAUCCCGGCCAUGUAAAAUUGUAGAAAUGUCAACUUCCAAAACAGGAAAGCAUGGUCAUGCCAAAGUGCAUCUUGUAGGCAUUGAUAUUUUUACUUCAAAGAAAUAUGAAGAUAUAUGCCCCUCCACGCACAAUAUGGACGUGCCGUUCGUUAAACGGGAAGAUUACCAGCUAGCAGACAUAUCCGACGAUGGCUACUUAUGCCUGAUGGCUGAUAAUGGUGAACUUCGCGAGGAUUUAAAAAUUCCUGACGGUGAACUGGGUACUCAGUUACGUGCUGAUCAUGAGGCUGGAAAGGAGCUUCUUUGCACUGUGCUGAAAGCCUGUGGUGAGGAGGUCGUGAUCGCCAUCAAAACCAACACUGCCAUCGAUAAAUAAUUGUGUUCAGUCCAAACUCCACCAUCACAUUAAAGAAAAAA